This is a messenger RNA of Musca domestica (house fly), 991 nucleotides long. RefSeq names its product chymotrypsin-2-like. The transcript is spliced from 4 exons. The record is from RefSeq and is a predicted model, not a curated record. Bases 2 to 970 code for a protein of 322 amino acids. Gene Ontology annotation, biological process: proteolysis. NCBI's taxonomy places the organism in Eukaryota, Metazoa, Arthropoda, Insecta, Diptera, Muscidae. Gene Ontology annotation, molecular function: serine-type endopeptidase activity.
CAUGAAAUUUCUUUCAAAUUAUUUCAAAAUGUCAGUCAAAUUAAAAAUUAUUUUGUGUUUUUGUUUUCUAUCCCUGUUCGUGGAGAUUUCGAAAGUGAACUGUAAUUCAAAUAACAAUACCGUCAAAAUACAUUCAUUGUCCUCCAAAACUAAUAGUAGGGAUACGAUUCAUCGAAUAAUCGGAGGCUAUAGGACAGACGAGCUUUCAUUGGCCAAAUUUUUGGUAUCAAUAAGGACGAAGAGCAUAUUCCUUGACUUGUUUCCAUCUUACUUUGGUACUGAUCAUAUAUGUGGCGGAUCAAUUUUGAAUUCCCAGAUGAUCUUAACGGCGGCCCAUUGUUUGGUAGAGGGCGAAGAAGCUGUUACCCCCUCUAGUCUCAAGGUGGUGGCUAAGACUCCCAAACGUUUAAACAAAGUGCCACAAACGGAAAUUCUUGCGGUCAAGAAGGUUUUAAUACAUCCCCUUUACGAUGCCAAAGAUUUUCACAAUGACAUUGGUCUCCUAAAAUUGAAGGAUGAAAUUACUCUGGAUGGUAUUUGGGCUGAAAAAACACGUUUACCAAAUAUGGGACCCAUUAUCCAUUCAAAAUGCACCGUCAUUGGUUGGGGCUGCAUGUUUGAGGGUGGACCUUUGUCCAAUGACAUUUUAUAUGUUGAUGUAAUCAUUUAUGAGCCAUCAUUCUGUGAAACAUAUUUCCCCGCCUUGGGAGAAAAAAAGAUAUGUGCCGCCGAUAAGGAUAGCCCCGAAAUGAAUGUUUGUCCUGGUGAUUCAGGUGGACCAUUGUUUUGUAAUGAUGUUCUGACUGGCAUUGUUUCAUACAAACAUGAUGGUGAAGAAGAAUUACCCGCGGUGUACACAGAUGUGUUUAGUCAUUUAGAUUGGAUCGAUAGAAACAGUGGCUGUGAAUUGUACUUCGUGUGCGUGUGGACAUGGCUUAUUGAUUUAAUAUUGGUUGUAUUAUUAAUUUGAAAUAUAUUCUGUAGAACUCGA